Haliotis rufescens (red abalone) is the source of this 1407-nucleotide messenger RNA. RefSeq lists its product as uncharacterized. The coding region runs from base 1 to 804 and encodes 267 amino acids. Lineage: Eukaryota; Metazoa; Mollusca; Gastropoda; Lepetellida; Haliotidae. Gene Ontology annotation, cellular component: extracellular region. The record is from RefSeq and is a predicted model, not a curated record. Gene Ontology annotation, molecular function: chitin binding. The transcript is spliced from 4 exons.
AUGGCCGAAUAUGCGACGGAGGCUUCAGACAAAAUACAGCAAACAGUUCCGCAAUCCUUCCCACCAACUGCGGGCGAGCUGGAUAAACACCGGAAGUACCUAAUCCUUGCUUGUCUCGUUGUGUACCUUGAGGUGACGAUGGUGAAGCAAGUCCUCCAAACAAACAUCCCAACACGAAGCACACACUGUCAGGGAUUAGUGCUAGACUUGUUAAUUCUUCACCGACUUCCCACGCCGCCUGACAGACCUCAGAAAGACCUGGUGGAAGGUAUCAGCCAGACGCGGAGACUUCACCAAGGAACAUACAGCAGCAUGAACAGGAUACCAGUCGUAGUGGCCGCCGCCAUGUUGGCAAUGUUGGCGCUAGCGAAUGGACGCCGGACUGUCAGGAAGUCAGUCUACAAGCAGUGGUGCGAGGACCUCGAGGACGGCAUGUACAUCAGCGACUGCACCACCUUCUACCGCUGUGUCAACGAGACUACGGAGUACCUGCCGUGUCCUAGCAACCUCGUGGCCAACGAGAAACACAUGUGGUGUGACUACAAGGAUUUAGUGAAACCCCCGUGCGGCACCGCCCCGAACUGCACCGGCAUGGACGGCAACUACCCCGACUACGCCAGGAAGUGCCAGUACUACUUCACGUGUCUCCAUGACGACUUCUACGGCUACACAAGAUGCGCAGCCAAUUUGCUUUUUAACCCCGAGAAGAACAACUGUGAUUGGCCGUGGCUGGUCAAGCCUCCAUGUGGGACGGCCCAAGGGAACGUGUGGCCAGAUGGGAGGCCACAACCCCACGGCAAGUAGGGUCAGGCCGCACCCCACGGGAAGGAGGGGUCAGGUCGCACCCCACGGGAGGAAGGGGUCAGGCUUCAUCUAUGAGAUGACAGAGCAACACCGAAUAUGUUUGAUGUCUAUAUCCACGACCGUGUCUUCUUCAACUGUAACUGAUACAGACAGGGCCUUGCUGAUUAAACCUGUAUAUACAGAAAGAUUCAUUUGAUUUGACAAAGAGUGAUAAACAAAAUUUCCUAUUAAUGACAUUUUAUUGCAUGGGUUAAAUGGACUGAUAGCUCAGGGUCAGGGUAAACUGCGGUUGCCAUGGUAACUGUGGGUUCCAUGGUAACUGUGGAUGCCAGGAUAUCCGUGGUUGCCAGGGUAGCUGUGGAUGCCAGGGUAACUGUGGACGCCAAGGUAACUGUGGACGCCAGGGUAACUGUGGACCCCAGGGUAACUGUGGACGCCAGGGUAGCUGUGGAUGCUAGGGUAGCUGUGGAUGCCAACAUUACAGCUGAGACUAUCCACAAGGACAGCAUAUUUACAACAUUAGGUUUAUCUUUCGUAACAUUUUCCCCUUGACGGACCCAAGAUGCCCGUACGUCCUCGCAAAUAAAGCUGAUUCAUAUGGCA